CCGACGCGUCUCAUUCAGUCACGGGUGUCCCCCACCGCAAGAAGGCCCCGCCAUGAGUGAUCUAUCUGCCUAUGAAAUAGAACGCGAAGCCAACAUCGCGCGAAACCGCGCUUUACUCGAACAACUCGGCAUCAAGGACGCAUCUGUCCAGCUCGGAAUCGCACCAAAGCCGAAGCCAAAAACAAAACCAGUUCAACCCGCCAAGCGGCUCAAACGUGAGCGUGUAGAGGAGACACCUCGUCGUCAAAGUGCCCGUCUCAGAAAAGGGAUCAUCGACCCAAAUGAAACUCCCGCUCAGAGGCGGAAACGAGUGGCCGAGGCCGAGAAGCGACAGAGAGAGGAAGAAGAGGAAAGGAAUGCCGCAGAGGAACGGGCUAGACUCGCAAAGCGACCACGGACGCACGAAUUGGAUCUGGCCGUGUUAACCGAAGCAGAGGAACUUAGCGACACCGAAUUAGGUUCACUGAGAGGAAUCUUUCAGACUGUCACGAAUGUCUCUACUACAAGACGAGUUGGAGAUGUACGGGACUGGGUGUUCGAGCGCACUAACCAGGAGGACAGGGAGCUGGAGAUAUUGAGAAGUAAGCUGGGAAAGAUGAAGAUCGUGGCGAGGGCAAAAGUGACAGACAACAGGAUUUACAGCUCUGCGUGCCACCCCGAACCAUCCAAAGAUCUCGUUUUCUUUGGAGACAAACAUGGGCAAUUGGGGAUUUGGGACGCUCGAGCAACUCCUGACGAGGUCACCGAUGAAGAUGGCAAUAUUCUUCCACCUGACGACAGAGAAAUGGGCAAAUGUUGGCGUCUCCAGCAACACUGGCCAGCUUCACCCAAAUCCUCUAUUUCUUGCAUCAAGUUCGAUCCUAUAGACGCGCAUAGCGUGUUCACCACGUCAUAUGACUGUACCAUUCGCAGAUUAUCCUUCGUCUCAUCUGUGUCCCACCAAAUUUUUUCUUCCAGCGAUACUCUCAUCACGUCUAUCGACCUUCCACCAUCUGGGCACGAAAUGUGGAUUUCCGACGUGUCAGGGGCACUUACUCACUACGACCUUCGAGAGGGAGAAAAGCAUGCCCGACGCUACGAGUUGUCCAAUAACAAAAUUGGGAGUGUCAGUGUCAACCCAACUAGCCCACAUCUCUUAAUAACCGCUUCAAACGACCGUUUUGUGAGAUUGUGGGACUCGCGGAAACUUCAGACCAUCACACUUUCCUCAGAUAUUCAUUCUGCAGGUUCAUCCGAAGGUCCAUUGGAACAUGAUUACGAUCAUGAGACUACGCAAACUUUCAUGGGAUCUACUCAAGGUCGUGGGCUAAUGCGUGCGGAAUUCCAGCAUGGCAAGUCCGCCACCUCCGCAUAUUGGGAUCCCCGGGGACGCAGCAUCGUUAGUACGAGUUAUGAUGACUCCCUCAACCUCUGGGAGUUGCAUGCGGCAAAGUAUGAUUCGUUGCCUGUGUUCCCAUCAUUCAAGCCUUUUAGCCGAGUAAAGCACAAUUGCCAGACUGGAAAAUGGCUUACUCUAUUAAGAGCAAUGUGGAACCCGAACCCCGAUGUUUAUCCCCACUUUACGAUCGGAAACAUGCAGCACUCGCUAGACAUAUUCUCUUGCAAGGGUGACCUCAUAGCCAGACUGUCUGAUCGAGAGCGCAUUACCGCUGUUCAGGCCGUGACGUGCUCACAUCCAACUAUCGUUGAGAGAUGCACGACGGGAAAUGGGAGCGGGCGAUGUGUGUUGUGGGCACCACCGGAUGUAUAGUUUGUAUCUACGCGAGUGCUGUAAAUUCGAGCAAAUCACAGGGGGGAGGCCACAAAC
Molecule: messenger RNA, 1807 nt
Organism: Pisolithus orientalis
Lineage: Eukaryota; Fungi; Basidiomycota; Agaricomycetes; Boletales; Pisolithaceae
Product: WD40-repeat-containing domain protein
Exons: 11
Coding region: 53-1750 (565 amino acids)
Biological process (GO): regulation of DNA damage checkpoint
Cellular component (GO): nucleus
Molecular function (GO): DNA binding; protein binding
Source: RefSeq, a predicted model, not a curated record